Molecule: messenger RNA, 1521 nt
Organism: Telopea speciosissima
Lineage: Eukaryota; Viridiplantae; Streptophyta; Magnoliopsida; Proteales; Proteaceae
Product: amino acid permease 8-like
Exons: 7
Coding region: 30-1487 (485 amino acids)
Cellular component (GO): plasma membrane
Source: RefSeq, a predicted model, not a curated record
GGAAAAGCAAUUCCUACAUUUGGGCUUCCAUGAUAACUGAGGAUUUUCAUAAUGAGGUUGUUAGCGAGUCGGGAUUGGAUUCUCAGAAAGCAUCAAAUGGGGUCGAAGACCUGGACGAUGAUGGGAGGCCCAGAAGAAAUGGUACCUUAUGGACGGCCAGUGCACAUAUACUAACAUCGGUUAUAGGUUCGGGUGUUCUAGCUAUACCCUGGACUGUAAGGCAGCUCGGAUGGAUAGCUGGACCAGCGGCUCUGAUGAUCUUCUCCUUCAUAACCUUGUACACCUCCAUUCUCUUAACAGAUUGCUACAGAUUCCCUGAUCCUGUUUAUGGGAAAAGAAACUACACCUACAGAGAGGCCGUCCGAGCCAACUUAGGCAGAACGAUGUUCUUGGUUUGUGGAAUCGUUCAAUAUAUCACCUUUGUUGGGCUUGCAGUUGGCUUUACAAUUACAGCAUCAAAAAGCAUGGGGGCCAUAUACAGGACGAAUUGCUAUCACAAAAGAGGUCAUGAAGCCCCAUGUGAGAUCUCUGAUAACUUCUUCGCUAUCAGUUUUGGGAUUAUUGAGAUCGUCUUGUCUCAGAUUCCGAAUUUCCACAAAUUGUCAUGGCUCUCAAGUAUUGCAGCAGUGACUCCUUUUAUCUACACACUAGUAGGAGUGGUGCUUAGCUUGGCAAAGAUUGUCUCAGGAAAAACAGGGAAGACCUCUCUGAAGGGAGUGGUGGAUGAUAUGAAUUUGUCUGAUGCUCAGAAGGUGUGGAGAGUAUUCAAUGCACUUGGAGACAUUGCAUUUGCUUACUCAUUUUCUUUCAUUCUGAUUGAAAUCCAGGACACAAUAAAAUCUCCAGGGGAAAACAAAUUGAUGAAGAAGGCCACUUGUAUAGGUGUGUCAACAACCACUCUGUUUUACAUGCUUUGUGGAUGCAUUGGCUAUGCUGCAUUUGGGAACCAAGCUCCAGGCAACAUGCUUACUGACUUUGGGUUUUACGAACCCUUCUGGUUGAUUGACAUUGCCAAUCUCUGCAUUAUGUUGCACAUUGUGGGUGCAUAUCAGGUGUUCAGCCAACUGCUGUAUGCUGUAUUUGAAUCAUGGAUUACUAAAAGGUGUCCCAAGUCAAAGUUCAUAACAAGAGAGUUCCCAAUAAGCAUUACUAGCAAAUGUUUCAGCUUCAAUUACAAUUUCAACGUCUUCAGACUGACCUGCAGGACUGCUUUUGUGGUGUUCGCUACUGUAAUGGCAAUGGUGAUUCCUUUCUUCAAUAGCAUACUUGCAUUCCUUGGAGCUAUUGCCUACUGGCCGAUGACAAUUUAUUUCCCCGUGGAGAUGUACAUCUCACAGAAGAAGAUCAGAAGAUUUAAAUUUCAAUGGAUGGUCCUCCAACUAAUCAAUGUAGGCUGCUUGCUUGUCUCCUUGGCUGCAAUCUGUGGAUCCAUCCAAAGUUUAAUUGGGGCCCUAGGUGCAGAUAACAUCUUCAAGUUCAAACAAUGACAACCACCACUACAAAAAAUGAUGCAUUAGUUGU